AUGGCGGCCACCGCGGCUCUGGCUGUGGCGAGCUCCUGGGAGUUAUGCGACAAGUACAAGAGCUAUCCCGUCAAGAUCAAGGACGUGGAGGUCCUGCCGGAUCCCGUUGUGAGCGGCCAGGAUGCGGCAUUCGUUGUUCCAGCGAGCACAAUGUCACUGUGCUAUGGCAUAACAUCCCUGUGCAUCGAGAGGUGGACAAAGUGCCCAAUUGCUGCUGGUGAUUUCGUCUUGAACAGCACCCAAGCGCUGCCUGGAUUUACGCCCUCUGGGAAGUACAAGAUUAGAAUGCAGAUCGCUUGUGCAAAACAUCCAGUUCCAGAUCGUUUGGCGACGAUUAGACAAGUUAUUAAGUUUCGCAAAAGCAAUAAAAAGGGUUCUGUGCUAGAAGCUUUACCAGAGCUUACUGCUUCUAGCUGUUCUUUCUGUCUCGGCUGCAGCUCCUGGGCACCUUGUGACGUGAAAGUUGUCGUGGACCCUGCGAUUACUGGCGAAGACGUCGAGUUCCAAGUCACUGGUUCAUCAAGUGCUAGAUUGGCGUCGGGAAAGCUUGCGAUCACAGUCUACUUCCAUGGAAUUUUUGUGCGCAGGGAGAUCUACGAUCUGUGCCAGAAAACAAGCUGUCCAGUUGAAGCAGGAAACUUUGUGCUCAAGAGCGCCCAAAACUUGCCAUCGGUCACGCCAUCGGGAGCGUAUCGAUUGAAGCUCGAGAUGUUAGACCCCAAGAACAAACUCCUCGCUUGCGCGAUGGUCAAUUUCGAUAUUGUAAGACCAAAUCCACUCACACCAACGACAAGUGGCAAGACAGCAUCAAAGGAACAAAAAUUGUCUUUUGCAAAUAUUGCGAAGUUAGACUUUAGUAGUCCCUAGGUGGGUGGUAUAUUUGCUUAGUUUUCACAGGUGCACUGCCCGGGAAUGAAAAACCCGGAUCUGUUCCGUGGCAGGACUAUUCUACCACUGCUUAAGUCAAAUAAAUGAGUUAAAAUUUA
Molecule: messenger RNA, 986 nt
Organism: Selaginella moellendorffii
Lineage: Eukaryota; Viridiplantae; Streptophyta; Lycopodiopsida; Selaginellales; Selaginellaceae
Exons: 7
Coding region: 1-867 (288 amino acids)
Biological process (GO): sterol transport
Molecular function (GO): sterol binding
Source: RefSeq, a predicted model, not a curated record